Messenger RNA from Nerophis ophidion (straightnose pipefish), 2944 nucleotides. Its product is annotated as gastrula zinc finger protein XlCGF57.1-like. Gene Ontology annotation, biological process: central nervous system development; regulation of transcription by RNA polymerase II. Gene Ontology annotation, cellular component: nucleus. The coding region runs from base 481 to 2463 and encodes 660 amino acids. The record is from RefSeq and is a predicted model, not a curated record. Gene Ontology annotation, molecular function: DNA-binding transcription factor activity, RNA polymerase II-specific; RNA polymerase II cis-regulatory region sequence-specific DNA binding. The transcript is spliced from 3 exons. NCBI's taxonomy places the organism in Eukaryota, Metazoa, Chordata, Actinopteri, Syngnathiformes, Syngnathidae.
GGCCCCGCCCCUAAGUGACGCAUGCGUGGAGGAUAUGUUCUUCGCAGCAAAGUCCUCCUUUACUCCACACACGCUUCUAAGCCUCGGCACAUCUACUAACUACACUUUAUUCAUCCUCCAUGUCAGCAUCAACUCCACUCGUCUCACUCAACUUUGGACAUUAUUAGGCCCGCUUAGAUUGCUCCUUGUUUGAGCGCGCUAGUUAGCUUAGCAUGCUAGUUAGCUUAGCUUGUUAGCCGCUAACAAAGAGACGCGGAUUUGAUCAACACAUCGCUUAGUUAAGAUCAAGUGUGAGUGUAAAGUGUUGUGAUUGUGUGGAAAUGUGUGAAAGAACCAUAGCAGAGUACGAGGAGGAACUUUGUCCAACUAAAGAGGAGAAGGAGCGACCACAUCAAAAACCUCAAGUUGUGUUACACAGAACAGACGUUCAGCAGCCCCCUCACACUAAAGAGGAAGAGGAGAUACCACAGCCCCCCCCACAUGAAAGAGGAAGAGGAGGAAGUGUGGAUCAGUCAGGAGGGAGAGUGUCCUGUAGGGCAGGAGGAGGCUGAUGUCAGCAAGUUUCCACUGACUGUUGUCUCUGUGAAGACUGAAGAGCAUGAAGACAAACCACCUGAGUCCUCACAGCUUCAUCACAGUCCAAAUGUCGAAGAACAUCUUUUUCGUGAGCAGGAAGAGGAACCACAGCCCCCCCACAUUAAAGAGGAAGUUGAGACGCCACAGACCCAUAAUGUUAAACUGACCCUUCACAUUAAAGGGCAAGCGGAGGACCCACUGAACUUACACAUCAAAAAUAAAGAGGAGGACCCACUGAACCCUCACAUUAAAGAGGAAGAGGAAGACCAAGAUACGCCGCACAUUAAAGAGGAAGAGGAGGACCAAGAGCCGCCGCACAUUAAAGAGGAAGAGGAGGACCAAGAUACGCCGCACAUUAAAGAGGAAGAGGAGGACCAAGAGCCGCCGCACAUUAAAGAGGAAGAGGAGGAAGAGGGCAUCAGUCAGCCUAAAUGGUUGGAGGAGUUCCCAGUGACUGGUGUCCCUGUGAAGAGUGAAGAUGAUGAGGUCAAAGGUGAAAGUGAGGAGAGGGGAGGGGGGGAGCCUCCAAGCAGCAGCUCAACACAACACAUGACAACAGAAGCUGAUGGAGACCACUGUGGAGGAUCACAAGCAGACAAGCUCUUAGCUCCACUAUCAGAUAGUGAGGACACAACGUCACACUCUCCUGACACUGAUGAUGAAGACUCUAAAGAUGAUAAGACAUGUCACACUGACAACACUCACUUCACAUGUUCUCACUGUCACAAAACCUUUAAAUACCAUUGUAGUCUGAAAGUACACAUAAGAUCACACACUGGAGAAAAACCUUUUUCUUGUUCACUCUGUAGUAAAGGUUUUACACAACGUCAGAAUUUGAAAGUACACAUGAGAACACACACUGGUGAAAAACCUUUUUCUUGUUCAACCUGUGGUAAAGGUUUUACACAACGUCAAAAUUUGAAAGUACACAUGAAAACACACACUGGAGAAAAACCUUUUUCCUGUUCGACCUGUGGUAAAGGUUUUACAAAUAGUACAGAUGUGAAAACACACAUGAGAACACACACUAGUGAAAAACCUUUUUCUUGUUCAAUCUGUGGUAAAGGUUUUACAGAAAGUCAGAAUGUGAAAGUACACAUGAGAACACACACUGGUGAAAAAACUUUUCCCUGUUCAAUCUGUGGUAAAGGUUUUACAAGAAGUCAACAUUUGAAAGUACACAUGAGAAUACACACUGGUGAAAAACCUUUUUCUUGUUCAAUCUGUGGUAAAGGUUUUACAGAAAGUAAUAAUUUGAAAAGACACAUGAGAACACACACUGGAGAAAAACCUUUUUCCUGUUCGACCUGUGGUAAAGGUUUUACAAAUAGUACAGAUGUGAAAACACACAUGAGAACACACACUAGUGAAAAACCUUUUUCUUGUUCAAUCUUUGGUAAAGGUUUUACAGAAAGUCAGAAUGUGAAAGUACACAUGAGAACACACACUGGUGAAAAAACUUUUCCCUGUUCAAUCUGUGGUAAAGGUUUUACAAGAAGUCAACAUUUGAAAGUACACAUGAGAACACACACUGGUGAAAAGCCUUUUUUCUGUUCAACCUGUGGUAAAGGUUUUGCACAAAGUCAGGAUGUGAAAAGACACAUGAGAACACACACUGGUGAAAAAGCUUUUUCCUGUUCAACCUGUGGUAAAGGUUUUACACAAAGUCAAAAUAUGAAAGUACACACUAGAACACACACUGGUGAAAAAUCACAUUCCUGUUCAAUCUGCAACAGAAGCUUUUGUGACCGAUCAAACCUUUUAGCACACAUGAGAAGACACCCAGGAGAGAAAGUGUUGAGUUGCAGUGUGUGUGGUGAAAGAUUGUCUUCUAAGUACCAGUGUAAGAAACACAAGUGUGCUGGUGAGAACAGCAGCAGCAAAUGAAACUGCAGGAUUUGAAAUAAACUGUCCAGACUUUCAUUUUGACUUUCUAACAACAUCAGCACAUAUAACAUGUGUGACAUUGUUGUUUGUCUAACAAUCUGUUUAAUAUGAUCUUUACAUUUAUAGAUUGGAUAGUUUGAAAUAUUGAAGUGUGACAUAUUUGUAUUUGUAAUUGUUAAUAAUCCCAUAGAUUAUCACCUUUAUAUGAUAUACAUAUGUACUGGUUCACAUCUGAAACAUCUUCUGGACCACUUCAGGAAGCAUAUUAUUAUUUACUUUAUACAUCAUUUAAACAGUUGUCUUUUAUACAAUUUUAAAAUGUGUGACUUUAUGAAUCAUUUGUUGGGUCUCUGUAAUCCAUUUUAUUAAUCAUCUUUACUACUCUCUUUUGUAAUAUGAUGAUUGUGUUGUGAUUUUUUUAUACUUUAACUUAAUAUGUAUGUACUUGUACGUUUAUGCAAUAAAAAGUGAGAGAAAAUGG